This is a messenger RNA of Zalophus californianus (California sea lion), 5814 nucleotides long. It is a transcript of the gene TBC1D8B, whose product is annotated as TBC1 domain family member 8B. The record is from RefSeq and is a predicted model, not a curated record. Lineage: Eukaryota; Metazoa; Chordata; Mammalia; Carnivora; Otariidae. Gene Ontology annotation, molecular function: calcium ion binding. The transcript is spliced from 22 exons. Bases 188 to 3619 code for a protein of 1143 amino acids.
GAGGGAAUUGGCAAUCUCGCUGCCUACGUGGGAGAGAAGGGAGGGUUGGGGGAAGCGUGGAAAACCUGAACCCAAGCCGCUGCAGCCUGAGGAAGAUUUGGUGGGAGAAGUAGAGGGAAAUAGACGGGUGGAGGAGGAGGUGAGGAGGGCAUCUGGGUCGCUGCUGCUGGGCGGCACAAAGUUCGCGAUGUGGCUAAAGCCUGAGGAAGUGCUCCUGAAAAAUGCGCUGAAGCUGUGGCUGAUGGAAAGGUCCAACGACUACUUCGUGCUGCAGCGGCGUCGGGGCUACGGUGAGGAAGGCGGAGGGGGUCUCACAGGAAGAAAUUCACCCUUCUGGAUUUUUGCAGUUACCUUACAUUAUCCCUUGAUCAUCCUGGCUGAUAAGGGGCUUCUGGUUGGGACUCUUGAUUCAGUUUUAGACUCUACUGCUAAAGUUGCUCCAUUUCGCAUCCUACACCAGACACCAGAUUCUCAAGUUUACCUGUCAAUUGCAUGUGGAGCCAACAGAGAAGAAAUAACCAAACAUUGGGAUUGGUUGGAACAAAAUAUCAUGAAGACCUUAUCUGUGUUUGAUUCAAAUGAAGAUAUUACUAAUUUUGUACAAGGAAAGAUAAGAGGAUUGAUUGCUGAAGAGGGAAAACAUUCUUUUGCAAAAGAAGAUGAUCCUGAGAAAUUUCGAGAAGCUCUUUUGAAAUUUGAAAAAUGUUUUGGUUUACCAGAGCAGGAGAAGUUAGUGACCUAUUACUCAUGCAGUUAUUGGAAAGGACGGGUUCCUUGUCAGGGAUGGCUCUAUCUUAGCACCAACUUUCUGAGCUUCUAUUCUUUUUUGUUGGGAUCAGAAAUAAAACUCAUUAUCUCCUGGGAUGCAGUCUCAAAACUUGAAAAGACUUCAAAUGUUAUACUAACAGAGAGUAUUCAUGUGUGUUCCCAAGGGGAGAAUCACUACUUUUCAAUGUUUUUGCAUAUUAAUGAAACAUACCUUCUUAUGGAACAGCUGGCUAACUAUGCUAUAAAGAGACUUUUUGAUAAGGAAACAUUUGCUAAUGACCCAAUCCUUGAUGAUCCUCUACAAAUCACCAAGAGAGGUCUGGAAAAUCGAGCCCACAGUGAGCAGUUUAAUGCUUUUUUUAGGCUCCCCAAAGAAGAGACUUUGAAAGAAGUACAUGAAUGUUUCUUAUGGGUACCAUUCAGCCACUUUAAUACUCAUGGAAAAAUGUGCAUCUCAGAAAACUAUAUCUGCUUUGCUAGCCAGGAUGGCAAUCUAUGUUGUGUAAUCAUUCCAUUACGAGAGGUCUUAGCUAUAGAUAAGACAAAUGAUUCCAGCAAAUCUGUCAUCAUUAGCAUCAAAGGAAAAACAGCUUUUCGCUUCAGUGAAGUUCAAGACUUUGAGCAGCUGGUGGCAAAACUCAGACUCAAGUAUGGGGCAGCUUCAACUCAGUAUCACGAUGUUAGCACAGAGAUUCCUAUUAGUUCUGAUUCUACAGACCCAUCUGAUAAUACUGAAGUACGAUCUUUGACAUGUCAGAAAGAAUGCAGUAAAACUGUGAACACUGAAGCCUUAAUGACAGUAUUUCACCCUCAGAAUUUGGAGACUCUUAAUUCCAAAAUGUUGAAAGAAAAGAUGAAGGAACAGUCAUGGAACAUCCUAUUUGCAGAAUGUGGGCGUGGUGUUAGCAUGUUUCGGACCAAAAAGACUCGAGAUCUGGUUGUAAGAGGGAUUCCAGAGACCUUAAGAGGAGAGCUCUGGAUGCUUUUUUCAGGUGCUGUUAAUGACAUGGCUGCUAAUCCUGGCUAUUAUGCUGAAGUGGUUGAGCAGUCCUUAGGGACCUGCAACUUGGCUACUGAAGAAAUUGAACGUGAUUUGCGUCGCUCCCUGCCUGAACACCCAGCCUUUCAGAGUGACACUGGCAUAUCUGCUCUGAGGCGGGUACUCACUGCUUAUGCAUAUAGGAAUCCCAAAAUUGGAUACUGCCAGGCAAUGAACAUCUUAACUUCAGUGCUGCUUCUGUAUGCAAAAGAGGAAGAAGCUUUUUGGCUUCUGGUUGCUGUGUGUGAACGAAUGUUGCCUGAUUAUUUUAACCGUCGAAUCAUUGGUGCCUUGGUGGAUCAGGCAGUCUUUGAAGAACUUAUCAGGGAUCACCUUCCCCAGCUGACAGAACACAUGACUGAUAUGACAUUCUUUUCCUCAGUUUCUCUCUCAUGGUUCCUCACACUUUUUAUUAGUGUGCUGCCAAUUGAAAGUGCAGUGAAUGUGGUGGACUGUUUCUUCUAUGAUGGAAUAAAAGCCAUUUUACAGCUGGGAUUGGCAAUACUUGACUAUAAUUUGGACAAACUGCUCACAUGUAAAGAUGAUGCUGAAGCCGUGACAGCUUUAAACAGGUUCUUUGACAAUGUCACUAAUAAGGAUAGCCCACUGCCUUCAAGUGUUCAGCAGGGUUCAAACAUGAGUGAUGAAAAAAGCAGUCAUAUUAGAGUGGAUAUUACAGAUUUGAUUAGAGAGUCAAAUGAGAAAUAUGGUAAUAUUCGCUAUGAAGAUAUACACAGCAUGCGCUGUCGAAAUAGGUUAUAUGUCAUACAGACCCUAGAGGAAACGACAAAGCAGAAUGUGUUGCGUGUUGUAUCACAAGAUGUGAAAUUGAGCCUUCAUGAAUUGGAUAAACUUUAUGUCAUCUUUAAGAAAGAGCUGUUUUUUUCUUAUUAUUGGUGCUUGAGUUGUCCAGUCCUGAAGUACCAUGACCCCAGUCUGCCAUAUUUGGAACAGUAUCAGAUUGACUGCCAGCAGUUCAGAGUGUUAUAUCAUUUGUUGAGUCCCUGGGCUCAUUCUGCAAACAAAGACUCACUAGCCUUAUGGACAUUCAGACUGUUGGAUGAAAACUCUGACUGCCUUAUAAACUUCAAAGAAUUCUCCUCUGCAAUUGAUAUAAUGUACAAUGGAAAUUUCACUGAGAAGCUUAAGCUGCUUUUUAAGCUGCAUAUUCCUCCAGCUUAUACUGAAGUGAAAUCUAAGGACCCUUCAAAAGGAGAUGAACUUUCCAAGGAAGAAUUACUUUAUUUCAGUCAGCUCCAUGUUUCUAAGCCUGCAAAUAUGAAGGAAGCAGAAUCACCAAAAAACAGCCCUGAAAAAGGCAAAGAGAAAGUUGAUAUUCAAGCAUAUCUAAGUCAAUGGCAAGAUGAGCUUUCCAAAAAAGAAGAAAACAUUAAGGAUUUACCAAGAAUGAAUCAGUCACAAUUCAUUCAGUUUUCAAAGACCCUAUAUAAUUUAUUUCAUGGACACCCUGAAGAAGAGUCGUUAUAUCAAGCCAUUGCUGUUGUAACCAGCCUUUUGCUCAGGAUGGAAGAAGUUGGAAGGAAACUACAUAGCCCUACAGCAUCAGCCAAAGAAUUCUCUGGUACAGUCUGUGCUUCUGGAGGACCCAGUGAGGGGAAAACAGAGAGCCACUUGAAGAAAGAUCCCUCCUCUCUGAGGGAAGAACCUCAGUGGUCAUUUGCAUUUGAACAGAUUCUUGCGUCUUUGUUGAAUGAACCAGCAUUGGUGAGGUUUUUUGAGAAACCCAUAGAUGUAAAAGUGAAACUAGAAAGUGCAAAAACCUCUCAGUUAAGCUGUAGAACCAAGAUAUAAAUCUCUUAACAGGAAUUGCCUAUUAUAGACAAGUUUACUAAGAUUCCUAUAGCUGUCAGUUUGAUUCUUGGGAAUAGGGAUCAGGGAUUUAUCUUGUUACCAAUGUGCUUGAAGGUUAAAAAGGAAAAGAUAUGUGGAAGCACAAUAAUUCAUUGCUUUGUGGUAAUCUCUAAUUUUGAUAUUCUUCAUUACAAAUGAACUUUUUAUAGUUCACAUGAUAUGCACUAUCAGGGGAACAUGCUAAAUGUUACCACCAGAGGGCACUACCAUAUCACUUUUAGUAAGAAAAUGCCUAAUUUGUUCUGCUAUUUACAUAUGAAUUACUGACGAUUUUGAAAAUGUGAUGUUAUGUUUGAGUAUUAGUGAUGCUGACAUGUCAUCGAUAAACCCUACUUUCUAAAUUGCCUCAGUGCUAUUAGAAUGCUUUAGAAAUCCAGGCUCUUAGAUCUAUAGCCUUAAUUAUCUAAGGGAUUACCAUACAGGGACCUCAUUUUCAAGUUAUCUAACUGAAAUAAUACUAACUUUUUAAAGUUAAUAUCAUUCAGUUUUCUAAUAAUAAAUGGUUUUUUAGUAACUUCUACAUUCUUCCUACCUGAGAGCAGUUCAGAAGCUGCUGACACACUUCUAACUCUGUGACUGAUAAAAACAAGUCAAGAACUCAAAAUUCUGGGAUUAUUAUUAUAAGGAGAAACAAUAUUGGAUUUAAUUUUAAGCUGGAUAAAGCCAGUCUCUUCAGAAGGGUUAAGAAACAGUUCAGUUAACUAUAUAGGUCUCAUUAGACUGUGCAAUUACUUGGAAUUCUUCUGAGCACUGCUGUUUGUGGCAUUUGUCUCAGAGUAGCCUGUGACUGCUUUGGUUCUAGCUUUAGAUUUUGAAUUUUCACCAGUCAUGUUUUAAGCUACAUUAGAUAGACUGAAUUACUGUGUUAGUCUGGCAAGUUCAUAAAGUAUACUUGUGUGUAAUAAUAGUUAAGGUAAUUGCUGGUGUCUAUCUAAAACGUUUUGACCAUCUAUCUGAUUUAGAUAUGUGAUUUCUAUAUUUUAUGCUGCUUAUAUUUCAGUCAUUACAAUGAAAGCCCAUUUAGAGAUGAUGGGCUUUUGUUAGCACUUUAAAAAAAAAACAAACAAACAAGCAAACCACACCUAUUCGAUCUUCUGUGCUAUUUUAGACAAGAGCAAUUUAUUAAUCAAUUGACUUAGGAGAUUGUGGGGAGAGAUCAUCCAUUGGAGCUGCUUUUUUCACAAAAGGCUUUGGUUUUAAGCCCUUUGACUUUUCAAAUAUGAAACAAUAAAAGGGCAAAAAUUCUUUAGAGUAACCCAAGAUGACGCCCUUUCUGGGAAGGAAUUGGUGUAGUCAACCUUUGACAAGAGUCCACUGUGAACAAGGCCUAACACAAAGGGUUUCAUCAUCACAGAAUGUUAUUUUCAAAGAGAUUCAAGGAUUUUAAGUUGAUCCUUUAAAUUUCAUAAAUUGGACUUGGCCAAACACUUAAUAGUGUUGUCUUUAAAAUGAUUUGGUCAACUUUUUCUUUUCAAGGAAAUUAUCACUUAAAGAUACAGUUGGUAAAUAAGCAUCUAUGCCUUUUCUCAGAAAUAAUUUGCUGAAAUGUAUCCAAAUUUUAGAGUUUAGUUAAUAGUUUAUAUGUAAACUAUCAUACAUCUGCUAUUUUGCAAUGAUUGUUAAAUUAUAGUAGGUCUAGAAAGACACAAGGUUCUGUGCUUAUAUACAAAGGUACUAUUGCACAUACUCUGUUGGAUAUUUUGUCAAUUAUAUUUACAAAAAAAGAUACUUUCUUAAGAGCAUAUGUUAUUAAUAUUUGAUAUGAUUUUAAAGUCUGAAUAUUGAAGUUUAACCUAUAUUAAUAAAAAUUGAAUACUUAGAUUUUUGAAUUGCAAAAUGAUUAUAAAUGGAAGUUUAAAAGGCAAACAUUUAUUUUCUGAGUCUGCAAGAGAAAUAAGAUGAACACAUAGUUUUAUAGUUGCUACCUUGUUAAGCAAAUGAGUUGUUCUUAAUAUUAAAAAUCUUAUGUAGUUGUGUUGAACUGAACCACUGCAUUAUACCUUAUACAUUAAAUUAAAUGUGUUAUAAGGUGGCUUUACUUGUCUUUAUAAAAAUAACUAUUACAGGGGUGCCUGGGUGGCUCAGACGUUAAGCAUCUGCCUUCGGCUCAGGUCAUGAUCCCAAGGUCCUGGGGU